AUGACCGAGCUGAGCGUGCACGAGGUGCGCGCCGCCCAGCUGAGGAUCCAGCCGCACGUGCACCGCACGCCCGUCAUCACGUGCAGACACCUGGACCGGCUCACCGGCCGCCAGCUCUUCUUCAAGGCGGAAAACCUCCAGAAGACAGGAUCCUUCAAAGCUAGGGGUGCAUGUAAUGCCGUGUUUGCCAUCAAGGAGCGCCGCCCCGAUGUGCCUGGCAUAGUGACCCACAGUAGUGGUAACCACGGCCAGGCCACCGCCUAUGCAGCAGCCCUGGCCGGCCUGCCCUGCACGGUGGUCGUGCCUCGCGACACUGCAGCUGUGAAGGUGGACGCCAUUCGGGCCUACGGCGCUCACGUGCUGCUCUGCGAGCCGACUGUCGACGCCAGGCGAGAGGUGUGCGCGGCCGUGGCGGCCCGCACCGGGUUCACAGUUGCCGAGUCCAGUGACAGCUGGGACACCAUGGCCGGACAGGGCACCAUUGCGCUCGAGCUGCUUGAACAGGUCCCCGAUCUGGACGCCGUCCUGGUCGCAGUCAGCGGCGGCGGCAUGGCAGCCGGCAUCGCGGCAGUGAUCAGCGAGCUCAGGCCAGAGUGUAAAGUGUUUGCCGUGGAGCCGCAGGGGAAGGAGCUGGGCGCGAGUCUGCGCGCCGGCCGCGCGCUGUGGCCGCCGCUGCCGGGCGGCCGGCUGCUGGACACGCUGGCAGACGGCUGCCGGCUGCCCGGCUGCGGCCGGCUGGCCUUCCCGCUGCUCUGCCGGCUGGUGGGGCCGCGCGUCAUCACCAUCGCCGACCGGCAGAUCGCCGCCGCCACGCGCGCCUUCUGGCAGCACACCAAGCUGCUGAUCGAGCCGUCGGCGGGGAUGGCCGUGGCGGCGGCACUCUCUGACCAGCUGCCGCCGCAGCUCCGGCGCGUCGCCGUCAUCCUCUGCGGCGGUAAUGUGGACCUGGACUGCCUCGGCUGGCUGGCAGCGGCCGACGGCCAGCCCGCCGACCGCCCCGACACCCGUCUGGUGAACGACUGCCAGACUGCCGGCCUCUCAGAGCACGGCGACCAGUGAAACGCCGAACCGAGCGGACCGACCCGUGAGAAGUCAGCGGAAUAAUCUGUGAGAUGUUAGCGGAACAGCCUGUGUGAGCUGUGUGAAGGAAGCGGAGCGACUGAUCAGCACGAUCAGUGAGUCGGCGAUCGGGCAGUGCCUGCCGCCGGCCUCCCCGUGACUGGGCGGGACUACUCGUAUCCGCUCUGUCUGGCGGGUUAGGCAGGCGGGGCCGGUAUAUCACUACAGGCGGCGGGUCAGCCUGACGGCCGGUCGCGUCUAGUCUCCCGCGCCUCGCGCUGGAUGCGCUCCGGCUGAUUUCUUGCAGUGGGCGUUGCGCUCUGUGAUCACGUCUCGUCGCCAGGCAGCUGAGUGCUGCCGAUCAAUAUACGCACAACUGUCA
Amphibalanus amphitrite is the source of this 1441-nucleotide messenger RNA. Its product is annotated as beta-hydroxyaspartate dehydratase-like. The record is from RefSeq and is a predicted model, not a curated record. The coding region runs from base 1 to 1059 and encodes 352 amino acids. Gene Ontology annotation, biological process: pyruvate biosynthetic process; L-serine metabolic process; D-serine biosynthetic process. Lineage: Eukaryota; Metazoa; Arthropoda; Thecostraca; Balanomorpha; Balanidae. Gene Ontology annotation, molecular function: L-serine ammonia-lyase activity; serine racemase activity; threonine racemase activity. The transcript has 7 exons.